Molecule: messenger RNA, 1384 nt
Organism: Coniophora puteana RWD-64-598 SS2
Lineage: Eukaryota; Fungi; Basidiomycota; Agaricomycetes; Boletales; Coniophoraceae
Exons: 7
Coding region: 1-1344 (447 amino acids)
Source: RefSeq, a predicted model, not a curated record
AUGUCUACUUCUGACACGAGUCCUUCCGCUUCCCCUCCAAAAAAACGCUCCAAGCUCUCUCGUGCAAAUACUAUCCAAAGUGAAACGUACGCGGAAACUGAUCCUAGAUGGGUUGACAGUCUGUCCACUCCCGCAGUUAUCGAUAUCGAUGCAGCUCCGGAGGACGGUUACGAAACCGAGCGGACAGAUGUCUCGGAGGAGAGAGACUUCGAUGGAUACUCUUCAGAGGAGGAUCUCGAAUCGGAAUAUGAGGAUGACCCUGAGGGUGGUCAGUCUCCGGGUUCUGUCUUGCCUAGGUCUCCUCCGUCGCCCCACACACCGCCUCGUUGUACCAUAGAAGCUGAUACCAGCGAGCAAUCGUAUCGACACCGAACCCCUUUGCCAGAUGCCGACUCUGGCGACCAGGUGAUGCCGCAUAUAAUGAAUGACUCAGAGGAAGUGGUGCUCCAAAUCAAGGCCCGCAACAGCGACACUGGCGAGCCCAUACAGUGGGUAGUGGUACUUAAGCUAAUUCCGGAGAAUGAAGGCAGGCGUAACCGCGUUUUCAAAGACACCCCGGAGACAAAGACGAAGAGUUCAACAUCUGCUAGCCAGAAGAACAAGGCAAAAGACGCAGAUCCUAACGAAGGGAGAUGCCUUAUCACGGGGUCACUUCGGUUGUCCUCGGGGUACAUCCAAAUCUGCCAUGUCAUUCCGAAGGCGCUGUGGAAAAACAUCGCAUUCCAUCGGCAGCUGUCGAGAGCAUGGGGUUACAGCGUCCACUUGGACACGCACUAUAACCUUAUCAAUCUCAAGCCGGAUUGGCAUUAUAUGUUCGACCAGGGGUUUUGGCUCCUGGUACCAACCUUAGAGAUUAUUGAGGACAUGAUCAAAAAGGCUCAGGCCCAGCUGAGUCGAGGUUCCGGUGCUCCGGUUAGCUUAAGAAAGGUAUACUCCGAGACUCGGAGGAAGUUUGACUACUACUUUGUUACAAUACUGGGCUCCGAUAGGAAUAUGGGACCUUUCUUCCGAAGGAGACAAGAAAGCGGAACAUCAACCCCCUACUACUUUCCUUACACCACCAUGCCCAUUCUUAGGUGUCAUGCUCAGCCGCAGUUUGUGGCUUAUCAUGCGAUCAACAUGUACAAUCAAAUUCAAAUCAAACAAGGCCAGGAAACAGUCCGGGCCUACUUGCAGCUUGCUUACGAGCAUCAUGAACCAAACGCCAGUCGAACAGUAGACGAACACUACAGUGAUAAAUGUUUUGAUCGUAUGAACCAGCUGCUAAAAAUAUGGUGGAGCCCCAAUAUGCCGCCCUUACGACCUCUCAUGCAUGGCGACUCGUUCGAAAGUAGAGGUACUUAGUGCUACUUAAUGUCCGUUAGUGUAGCUUUGUAGUUUAGCA